Molecule: messenger RNA, 3208 nt
Organism: Pipistrellus kuhlii (Kuhl's pipistrelle)
Lineage: Eukaryota; Metazoa; Chordata; Mammalia; Chiroptera; Vespertilionidae
Gene: KLHL31
Product: kelch like family member 31
Exons: 3
Coding region: 192-2096 (634 amino acids)
Biological process (GO): negative regulation of protein phosphorylation
Cellular component (GO): nucleus; cytoplasm
Molecular function (GO): protein binding
Source: RefSeq, a predicted model, not a curated record
GGACUGCAAAGGGUCACUCUAAAAAUUGCUGCUGGGGCUUGUCAGGUGGCUGCUGGUGGCUCCCCUUCUUCCUUCUCUCCCCACAGAUUGCUUCCCAAGGGGAGUCUGCUGCUGACACUUCAUCAUCACAAGUCGGGGACACCACUCAACACAGGAGGCAAGCUCUUAACUGUGAUCGUGUGUUUGCCAACAUGGCCCCCAAAAAGAAGACUGUCAGAAAGAACAAAGGAGAAAUCAAUGAGAUGACCAUAAUUGUAGAAGACAGCCCCCUAAGCAAACUAAAUGCUUUGAAUGCGAUCCUAGAGGGAGGCAAUGGCCUUAGCUGCAUUUCUUCUGAAUUAACAGAUGCUUCUUAUGGCCCAAACCUCUUGGAAGGUUUAAGCAAAAUGCGCCAAGAGAGCUUCCUUUGCGACUUAGUCAUUGGCACCAAAACCAAAUCCUUUGAUGUUCACAAGUCAGUGAUGGCUUCAUGCAGUGAGUACUUUUACAACAUCCUAAAAAAAGACCCAUCUACUCAAAGGGUAGAUCUCAACGAUAUCUCACCGCUGGGCCUGGCCACUGUCAUUGCAUAUGCCUACACCGGAAAGCUGACUCUCUCUUUGUACACAAUAGGAAGCAUUAUUUCUGCUGCUGUUUAUCUUCAGAUCCAUACCCUUGUAAAGAUGUGUAGUGAUUUUCUGAUACGAGAGAUGAAUGUUGAGAAUUGUAUGUAUAUUGCUAACAUUGCUGAGACGUACUCUCUGAAAAAUGCAAAAGCAGCAGCCCAAAAAUUUAUCCGGGAUAACUUCCUUGAAUUUGCAGAGUCAGAUCAGUUUAUGAAACUUACAUUUGAGCAAAUUAACGAACUCCUUAUAGAUGACGACUUACAGUUGCCUUCUGAAGUAGUAGCAUUCCAGACUGCUAUAAAGUGGUUAGAAUUUGACCAAAAGAGAAUGAAAUAUGCUGCAGACCUUUUGAGCAAUAUUCGCUUUGGUACCAUCUCUGCACAAGACCUGGUCAAUUAUGUUCAGUCUGUACCAAGAAUGAUGCAAGAUGCUGAUUGUCACAAACUUCUUGUGGAUGCUAUGAAUUACCACUUACUUCCGUAUCAUCAAAACACAUUGCAGUCUAGGCGCACGAGGAUCCGCGGGGGCUGCCGGGUCCUCAUCACUGUUGGGGGACGCCCAGGCCUUACUGAGAAAUCCCUUAGUAGAGACGUUUUGUACAGAGACCCUGAAAAUGGAUGGAGCAAGCUUACAGAGAUGCCUGCCAAGAGUUUUAAUCAGUGUGUGGCUGUGAUGGAUGGAUUUCUCUAUGUGGCUGGUGGUGAAGACCAGAAUGAUGCAAGAAAUCAAGCCAAACAUGCAGUCAGCAAUUUCUGCAGAUACGACCCCCGCUUCAACUCCUGGCUCCACCUGGCCAGCAUGACCCAGAAGCGCACGCACUUCAGCCUGAGCGUGUUCAACGGGCUCCUCUACGCCGUGGGCGGCCGCAACAUCGAGGGCAGCCUGGCCUCCACGGAGUGCUACGUGCCCUCCACCAACCAGUGGCAGCCCAAGGCGCCCCUGGAGGUGGCGCGCUGCUGCCACGCCAGCGCGGUCGCCGACGGCCGAGUGCUGGUGACGGGCGGCUACAUCGGCAACGCGUACUCGCGCUCCGUGUGCGCCUACGACCCGGCCGGAGACUCGUGGCAGGAGCUGCCGAGCCUGAGCACGCCGCGCGGCUGGCACUGCGCCGUCGCGCUGGGCGACAGGGUGUAUGUGAUGGGGGGCAGCCAAGUGGAUGCGCGCGGGGAGCGCGUGGACGUGCUGGCCGUGGAGUGCUACAGCCCCGCCGCCCGCCAGUGGAGCCACGCGGCGCCGCUGCCCGUGGGCGUGAGCACGGCGGGCGCCUCGGCGCUGCUCGGCCGCGCCUACCUGGUGGGCGGCUGGAACGAGGGCCAGAAGAAGUACAAGAAGUGCAUCCAGUGCUUCCACCCCGAGCUCAACGAGUGGACGGAGGACGACGAGCUGCCCGAGGCCACCGUGGGCGUGUCCUGCUGCGCCCUGGCGAUGCCCAACCACGUGGCCCGGGAGUCCCGCGCCAGCUCCGUGUCCUCCGUGCCAGUCAGUAUCUGACGGCCAGGCAGAGGCGGAAGAACAACUGUUGAUUCGUGGUGAACCUCUGAGCUAGCGCAAAGGAAAAUAUGUAACAUUUACUGCAACGGUUGUAGUUUCAAAUAUAUCGAGGCACGCGUCUUGAUGGUUUUAAUUCCUGGUAUGGCAUGAUCUACCUCCUUUUUUUUUCUUCUUUUUUUCCUUUUUUUCUUUUUCUUUUUUUUUUAAGCAAAAUUCAGGGCCUUUGCCAACAAAGAAAAGUAGAAUUUACUCCAGCGGCCACUGGGUGGCAGGCAGAGUCGUUGUAGGCACUCUCCCACGUGGCAUGUUUCCCAAACGUAUAGCGGUUACACCCACAUUUGAGAAGUUCCCUCUUUGCUUAAGUACUUACUACUUAGGACCCUUAGGUGAGUGAUUGGUUUCAUGUACAUGGUUAUUUCCCCCUCUCUUUUCUUUUAGGAAGCCGAAAAUAGUCAUUGAUAGGUUUUAUUGUAAAAUGGAACUCCAUAAUGAGACUUAAGGUUUGAUUCCCUAUUUUAGUGAAGUUCCUUUUCCUGUCCAUGACUGAGUGAAGGAUCUUGAAACACAUCCCAUGACCACAUCCUAAAGCUUAUGGCAAAUUCUGACUGGAAAGUAAGGGGAUUCCACCCGGGGUUGUCAAGGUGACGCCUUAGGGUUAUCCCUAAGCCAUUUCUUCCCUAUGCCUCAAGCCCUGGUGUAUUCCACUAUAUGAGUCUGCUCUCAAAGUAGGAACUGAUGCUAGUCAUCUAGUUUCUGGUGUAAAUUUGAGUCACUUGUCCUUUCGCCUAGAAGUAUUUGCACUUUAAGCCAUGCUCCCUAUUAAAGGAAUUGCAAGUACCUUGGGAGCCUUACUCUCACCCUAAAAACCCAUGCCAAGAUGACUAAAAGCAACCUUGACCCUAAUGUACUAGGUAUGCUCCAGGAAGAACACCAAAUAAAACUAUGUCCUUAAGGAUCAUUAGCUUCAAGCUUAUAUAGCCUGAAGGUUAUAUAAGCUAAUAACAAUAAUUUGAUUUCGCCCACACUUUUACAUAGAUGAAAAUGGAAACAUAUGGAAUUCUUGGAUAACAGGACGAGUGGGUUGUACUGUUGGUAAAUGCCAUUGUUUCUCA